This is a messenger RNA of Penicillium arizonense, 1017 nucleotides long. RefSeq names its product tyrosinase family protein. Gene Ontology annotation, molecular function: oxidoreductase activity. The transcript is spliced from 5 exons. NCBI's taxonomy places the organism in Eukaryota, Fungi, Ascomycota, Eurotiomycetes, Eurotiales, Aspergillaceae. Bases 1 to 1017 code for a protein of 338 amino acids. The record is from RefSeq and is a predicted model, not a curated record.
AUGCGCUUCCUCCGGCUUUCACUAGGGGUCUUUCUUCUGGUCGCGGACAGUCUCGCAGACACGUGCAAGAAUCCCCCGAUACGCAAAGAAUGGAGACAACUGGAUCUAGACGAACGCCGCGAUUACAUUCGCGCAGUCCUUUGUCUGGCGUCUCAACCGGCGAUAUCUGGUCUUGAGAAUGCAGCGACGCAUUUCGAUGAUUUCCAGGCUACUCAUAGUGACCAGACCCCAAGUAUCCAUUGGGUGGGUCACUUCGCCCUAUGGCAUCGAUACUUCGUUGCAACCUAUGAAAAAGCACUUCGGGAAGAGUGUGGAUACAGAGGCGCACAGCCAUACUGGAACUGGUCCUUGGAUGCCUCCUCAACAGACAAUUCCUCAAUGGCCAUCUUCAAAACCGAUAUCUUCGACGCGGACCGAGGGUUCGGCGGAAAUGGCAAAUACCUCCCAGCCAACGCCACACAGAACCCAUUCAACCUGACCGGCCGAACAGGCGGCGGAUGCGUUGAGAACGGCCCCUUUACGCCGCCAGAUUUCAUGCUCGCUGUUGGACAUCCAAAAGGUCAACCGGAUUGUCUGCGUCGGGACUGGAUACCCUGGAUCAUGAAUUACUUUGCCCAACAGAGUCUUGUGGACCAUGUCCUGGCUCAGCCGGAUUAUACAUCCUUUUCACGGGCGCUUGAAAAUAUACCUAGCUUUGCGCAGCCUAAUAUCCAUGGAAGCGCGCAUUUCGGGGUCGGGGGUGUACUUGGGACAUUGGGGAACUCGGCUCUCAGCCCUGGGGAUCCUCUCUUCUUCCUUCAUCACUGCAAUCUCGAUCGUGUCUUCUGGGAGUGGCAGAAUAGAGACCUGCCUACUCGCUUCCAUCAAGUUGGUGGUCCUAUUACACCACUUGAUUAUACUGGGAAGAAUGUUACUCUAGACUUCAGGGUGAACAUUGGCAAGCUUGCGCCUAAUACUACGCUUGAAAGCUUGCUCAAUACUCAAGGUAAUACUUUGUGUUAUAGUUACUCGGAAUAG